UUGUUAUAAGCAUCUUGGAAAUACCUAUACAUUACACACCUACACACUAUUAUAAUGGAGAUAAUGGAUCAAUGGUUCCAGCCGAAUGAUGACAGUUACCACAAAGCGAUCUACGAGAGCCUAAUUAAUAUAGCUCUGGAGCCCGGAGAACAUCAAAGGACUCCAAUCCCGGUGUUUUGUGCCGCCAAACCCAUUCCUUACAUAGGGUUUGGUGGCCAGUACUUCACAUACAGAUUUGGUAACACCUGUGUUCUUGACUCGCUGCUUGCAGGUCUACACAUUGCUGCUAGUAUGCACCCCAAAAUUUGGGAUCUUUUUAUGAAAGACAAAACUGUCUAUGCAGUUAUAACCCUAGUGAGUAGGUGUAAGUAUGAAGAGGCGAAAGCCCUAUGGCUCAUUAACUUAGAUCUUCGGCUGGGCCACAAAAAAUACUUCACAAGGAGCAACUACAUUGACAUCAGGGGCUACGUUAAAGACCACCUUCCAAACCUUUUGGAUCUGACCAGCGCCAAGUUUCACUACGACGACGAGAGGAGGAGUCCCAAUCCUGAAGAUGUUGUUUACAAAAACAUAGUGAGCAAGUUUGAGGAUUUUGGUGACGUGAGAGUGCUGGGAUCCAGAGGAAAUCCAGAACUCAUUAUUGUGGACGUUGAUGGCCGAAUGGAUGAAUUCCCACCUCCCAUGAUCACUGAUGACUAUGAAAGGGACUUCAGGCUGCAGUUUCUUCUCCUAGGCAUAAUAACUGAAAACUCCAACCACAUGGUGUUGUGCACUAGCCUGGAUGUCGGAUGGUGGCUCUACGAUGCCAUGGAGCCUUCACUGUUCAGCAAUGUCAACUUGGAAGAUAUACAGACCCAGGGUUAUGUGGUUAACCUGGCAGCCUAUGUCAAAGUGUCAGCAAAUAAUGAGAAGCAAGACUGAGCGAAAAGGGGCCACUGGACAUCUUCCAGAACCGAAUGGACCGGACGGCAUGGCGCAGCGCACGGGAACAUCCCAGCUUUGUGCAUCUGUCCAGGACAAGAAUCCACGGUCCUAACGCCUCUCUCUCUCUCUCUCUCUCUCUCUCUCUAAAAUAAGAAAAAUAAAAA
Molecule: messenger RNA, 1088 nt
Organism: Conger conger (European conger)
Lineage: Eukaryota; Metazoa; Chordata; Actinopteri; Anguilliformes; Congridae
Exons: 7
Coding region: 55-921 (288 amino acids)
Source: RefSeq, a predicted model, not a curated record